Molecule: messenger RNA, 1959 nt
Organism: Lontra canadensis (Northern American river otter)
Lineage: Eukaryota; Metazoa; Chordata; Mammalia; Carnivora; Mustelidae
Gene: UBA5
Product: ubiquitin like modifier activating enzyme 5
Exons: 12
Coding region: 209-1423 (404 amino acids)
Biological process (GO): protein ufmylation
Cellular component (GO): cytosol; cytoplasm
Molecular function (GO): UFM1 activating enzyme activity
Source: RefSeq, a predicted model, not a curated record
AAGCGGUACCGAGGGAGGCCCGCGGGAGCGGCGGCGACGUGUCGCCUGUGCGGCGCUGGGAGCACUUCCCCAGGGUUCUGGGCUAGGAAGGCGGCGGCUGCGUGUCUCCUCACCCACCCUUGGCGGAGCCAGCGGGCCUGGCAGCGUGGGGCGGCGGCGGCGGCGGCGAAGGCCUGGGCUGGGAGCGUUGGCGGCCGGGGUCCCAGCCAUGGCCGAGUCCGUGGAGCGGCUGCAGCGGCGGGUGGAGGAGCUGGAGCGGGAACUGGCACAGGAGAGGAGUCGGCGGGCCGUGGGGGGCGGCGACGGAGGAGGCGGCCGGGUCCGCAUCGAGAAGAUGAGCCCGGAGGUUGUGGACUCCAACCCCUACAGCCGCCUGAUGGCAUUGAAACGAAUGGGAAUUGUAAGCAACUAUGAGAAAAUCCGAACCUUUGCUGUAGCAAUAGUAGGUGUUGGUGGAGUUGGUAGUGUGACUGCUGAAAUGCUGACAAGAUGUGGCAUUGGUAAGUUGCUACUCUUUGACUAUGACAAGGUGGAACUGGCCAAUAUGAAUAGACUUUUCUUCCAGCCUCAUCAAGCAGGAUUAAGUAAAGUUCAAGCAGCAGAAUAUACUUUGAGGAAUAUUAAUCCUGAUGUUCUUUUUGAAAUACACAACUAUAAUAUAACCACAGUAGAAAACUUUCAACAUUUCAUGGAUAGAAUAAGUAAUGGUGGAUUAGAAGAGGGAAAACCUGUUGACCUAGUUCUUAGCUGUGUGGACAAUUUUGAAGCCCGGAUGACAAUAAAUACAGCUUGUAAUGAACUUGGGCAAACAUGGAUGGAGUCUGGGGUCAGUGAAAAUGCAGUUUCAGGGCAUAUACAGCUCAUAAUUCCUGGAGAAUCUGCUUGUUUUGCGUGUGCUCCACCACUUGUAGUUGCUGCAAAUAUUGAUGAAAAGACUCUGAAACGAGAAGGUGUUUGUGCAGCCAGUCUUCCUACCACAAUGGGAGUGGUUGCUGGGAUCUUAGUACAAAAUGUGUUAAAGUUUCUGUUAAAUUUUGGUACUGUUAGUUUUUACCUUGGAUAUAAUGCAAUGCAGGACUUUUUUCCUACCAUGUCCAUGAAACCAAAUCCUCAGUGUGAUGACAGAAAUUGCAGGAAGCAGCAGGAAGAAUAUAAGAAAAAGGUAGCAGCACUGCCCAAACAGGAGGCUGCUCCAGAAGAGGAAGAGAUUAUACAUGAAGAUAAUGAAUGGGGUAUUGAGUUGGUAUCCGAGGUUUCAGAAGAGGAACUGAAAAAUUCUUCAGGUCCAGUUCCUGACUUACCUGACGGAAUUACAGUGGCAUACACAAUUCCCAAAAAGCAAGAAGAUUCUGUAGCUGAAGUAACUGUGGAAGAUUCUGGUGAAAGCUUGGAAGACCUUAUGGCCAAGAUGAAGAAUAUGUAGAUAAUGGACUGACCUAUAUUUUAUUUCCUGAGUUAAGCCUAUACCCUUGCAAUUAAAAAAAAAAAAAAAACAUUUAAAAACUGAGAAAGCUUAGGGCAAGAUUACUUGAUAUAUAAUCUUCAUAGAAUUGUUACACUUUUUGAAAAUAGUGUUGUUUGUCCCUUUUUCUCUUUAACUAAAUCCAUAACUCCUAAAACUCAUGUUUCAAUCUAGUUAAAACUUGAAAACCCAGCCACUGAAAUACUUUGCCCUUUUGGGAGGGGUUGGAAGAAAGGAUCGAUAUGAUGUUCUAUUUGUUCUCCUUCCAGUAAUCCUUUGUGGUCUGUGGCCCAAGACCAUGGAUAAUAAAGUAGUAUGUGGUUCUCAAAUAUAGGGAAAGGACAGGAGGUACAAUCAAUUGAUUAGAGCUAGCAGAUAUCUACUCAUUUUAUGUAGAAUCCCUCUCUAUAAGAAAACUGUCCACUGUUAUUAACUUGGCCAACAAUGAAUUUAAAAUAGUUAAUCUAUAAAAUAAAAAAUAUCCUCUCAAAUGUUAA